This is a messenger RNA of Anopheles maculipalpis, 358 nucleotides long. It is a transcript of the gene l(3)neo43, whose product is annotated as cytochrome c oxidase assembly protein COX16 homolog, mitochondrial. The record is from RefSeq and is a predicted model, not a curated record. Gene Ontology annotation, biological process: mitochondrial respiratory chain complex IV assembly. The coding region runs from base 30 to 344 and encodes 104 amino acids. Gene Ontology annotation, cellular component: mitochondrial inner membrane. The transcript is spliced from 3 exons. Lineage: Eukaryota; Metazoa; Arthropoda; Insecta; Diptera; Culicidae.
CAGUGUUUUGCAUUGCCGUCUAGAACAUCAUGAACUCUUUACAACAAAAGUUUCUGUACUACAGUAAACGAAAAUCGUUUCGAUACGGUGUUCCGUUUUUGCUACUGAUUGUUGGUGGUUCCUUCGGUUUGCAACAAUUUGCUCAGCUUAGGUACACCUUCUCCAAGAAAGGAUCACUAACAAGACAGGAAGCCGAAAAGUAUGGUAUUAAUAUGAAGAAGAAAGAGGAAGUCACCCUCGAAGGGGAGUACGAAAAGAUUAAGGUACUCGAUAUUGAACAUUGGGACAACAUACGGGGGCCCCGACCAUGGGAAGAAACUACCCCAACUAGUGGGAAGCAGUGAAUCGAAUGAGCGAG